GUCGAUCCUACCAGCUAUUCCCAUCAUAGCUAUACUCAAUUGCGAUCUUUUAUGCAAAAUCAAGCCAACCGUUGCCCCUCUAUCAUGAGAUUGUACGAUAUCGGUACAUCCGUUGAAGGUAGAAAAUUAUACGUUAUGGAAAUUUCUGACAAUCCAGGACAACAUGAGUCUCUUGAACCAGAACUUAAAUAUGUUGGCAACAUGCACGGCAAUGAAGUUACUGGACGUGAAUUGUUGUUGUUUUUGAUCGAAUACAUCUGUACCAACUAUCCUAGUGAUACUCGUGUUAAGAAUCUUGUAGAUUCUACUCGCUUACAUAUCAUGCCCACCAUGAAUCCCGAUGGUUGGGAAAGAGCUCAAGAAGGCGAUUCAUCUGGCGUCACUGGCCGUUAUAAUGCUCGUGGUAUCGAUUUAAAUCGUAAUUUCCCUGUCUCUACCAACUAUGUCCGAGGUUUAAUCCAACCUCGUGCUGCUGAAGUCGAAACAACUGCUGUCAUUAACUGGAUUGCAAGCUAUCCAUUUGUAAUCUCCGCCAAUCUUCACGGUGGUGCCUUGGUUGCUAACUAUCCAUAUGAUGACAAUCUUCAACAUUCUGCUGUCUACAGUCCUACAUCUGACGACGACAUUUUCAAGGACUUAUCUAAAGCCUACUCUUUUGCUCACGCUUCUAUGUCCAAGGGUCGUCGAUGCCCUGGAUCUUCCGAAUCUUUCCAAGACGGUAUCACCAAUGGUGCCGACUGGUAUCCUUUGACUGGUGGUAUGCAAGAUUACAACUACCAACAGAGCAAUUGCUUCGAAAUUACUUUGGAACUUAGCUGCACGAAAUAUCCAGUAGGCAGUCAACUAUCUGGCUUCUGGCAAGAUAACAAGAACGCUUUAUUGACUUAUAUGGAACAAGUUCACCAAGGUAUCAAAGGUAUCGUUACUGAUAAUCAAGGUAGCAGAGUCUCUGGUGCUUCUAUUUCUGUCCAGGGCCGUGGUAAAGUAAUCAAAUCUACCACUGAUGGAGAAUACUGGCGUCUUCUUCUACCUGGUACUUACUCCGUUACUGCCUCUGCUUCUGGUUUCUCCUCUACCACCAAAUCUGUAACUGUUUCUUCUAGCGGUGUUAGCCGUGUCGAUUUUACUAUGACUCCUGGUAGUGGUGGCCCACAACCAACUGAUCCCCCAACUCAGGCACCAACUCAACCGGCUUGGUGGUUUUAAAUAAAUUUCUUGAUCACGUAAAGAAAAAAGUGAUUUAUAUUGAUAGAGUAAGAUGCAGUUAUAUUUUAGAAAUCACACCUAAAUACCGGUGAAAUAGCUAUGCACAUGUUAUACCUUUGUAUCGCAUUAGAUGCAAUAUUCGAUAGAACUAUGCGUUCUAACGAUGUGAUGUGAAAUAUAUGAGCAUUAAAUAAAAAGUAUUUUG
Messenger RNA from Trichoplax adhaerens, 1411 nucleotides. RefSeq lists its product as hypothetical. Gene Ontology annotation, molecular function: zinc ion binding; metallocarboxypeptidase activity. Gene Ontology annotation, biological process: proteolysis. NCBI's taxonomy places the organism in Eukaryota, Metazoa, Placozoa, Uniplacotomia, Trichoplacea, Trichoplacidae. The record is from RefSeq and is a predicted model, not a curated record. The coding region runs from base 52 to 1206 and encodes 384 amino acids. The transcript has 3 exons.